AUGGAUAACCCCACCAAGGCCCAGAUGUGGCUGACCUCUAUAGAGAAGAUCUUCAGGUACAUGAAAUGCCCUGAUGACCAGAAGGUUCAGUGCGCAGUUUUCUUCCUAGAGGAUAGAGGCACCGCAUGGUGGGAGACUGCUGAAAGGAUGCUGGGUGGAGAUGUCAGCAAGAUAUCCUGGGAGCAGUUCGAGGAGAGCUUCUAUGCUAAGUUCUUUUCUGCCAAUGUGAAGUACGCGAAGCAGCAAGAGUUCCUGGACUUGGAGCAAGGCGACAUGACGGUGGAGCAAUAUGACGCUGAGUUUGACAUGCUAUCCUGUUUUGCCCCUGAUGUUGUGAAGGAUGAGGAGGCCAGGACCAAGAAGUUCGUCAGAGGUCUCAGGCUAGACCUCCAGGGUAUUGUUCGAGCCCUCAGGCCAAGCACCCAUGCUGAUGCUUUACGUCUGGCACUAGACUUGAGUCUGCAUGAGAGAGCUGAUCCGUCCAAGGCUGCCGGUAGGGGGUCAACCCUUGGUCAGAAGAGGAAGGUUGAGUUGCAGCCUGGCGUGACACCGCAGCGAAAUCUGAGGUCAAGAGGUGUCUUCCAAUGGCAUCGUCGGGAGCUUGCAGCAGUCGUGAGGACCUUGAGAGAGCUACCCGUUUGUCCUAGCUGUGGGAGAGUUCAUGGAGGUCGUUGCUUGGCCGGAAGCAGAGUUUGCUUCAGGUGCAGGCAACCAGGGCAUACCGCUGACGCUUGUCCUCGAAAACUCAUUGAGACUACCCCGCAUCAGCGUCCUGCUUCUUAG
Cucumis melo (muskmelon) is the source of this 783-nucleotide messenger RNA. RefSeq lists its product as uncharacterized. The record is from RefSeq and is a predicted model, not a curated record. The transcript has a single exon. NCBI's taxonomy places the organism in Eukaryota, Viridiplantae, Streptophyta, Magnoliopsida, Cucurbitales, Cucurbitaceae. Gene Ontology annotation, molecular function: nucleic acid binding; zinc ion binding. Bases 1 to 783 code for a protein of 260 amino acids.